This is a messenger RNA of Peronospora matthiolae, 399 nucleotides long. The record is from the annotation of a GenBank genome assembly. Lineage: Eukaryota; Oomycota; Peronosporomycetes; Peronosporales; Peronosporaceae.
AUGAAUAUGUUAGAUGAUGAUGAUGACCAAAGCUUUCACGCGACGCGUGACGGCUACUCCCAUUUGAGCAAUGUCGAAUGGGAUGCGGUCGAACGGAUGGGUUCAACCAUGAGCAUCCAUGCUGUUAGCGUCAUGCUAGUGGCUCUCAAUAGAGAUGCCCAACAUGCUACUAUCGCCAAGUUCAUUCAAAAUGAACUUGACGCUGAACGCGAGAAAGUAGCCUUGCUUCACCAACAAGGUUAUCAACAAGCAGAGUUGUUGAGAGAACAGGGUGCUCAACAGUUUGAACUGUUGAGACAGCAGCAGGCUGCUGCUGGUGGGUCGAUGCACUCGCGUCGACCCGAGACCUUGAAGAUUGACAUCUCCAAGUAUAAGGAGUCGAAGAGGACUCCCUCUUGA